Messenger RNA from Glarea lozoyensis ATCC 20868, 333 nucleotides. RefSeq lists its product as uncharacterized. The transcript has 2 exons. The record is from RefSeq and is a predicted model, not a curated record. Lineage: Eukaryota; Fungi; Ascomycota; Leotiomycetes; Helotiales; Helotiaceae. Bases 1 to 333 code for a protein of 110 amino acids.
AUGAGUGCUCUUUGCAAGCGUAACGACAGCUCCGGCGGAAACGUCCGCGUAACGAUAGCGAACCAUAGAGAGUCUACAACCCGUAACUUGCCGCAUUGGGUAAACGUCUCUGGUGCAAAAGACCAAGAGUCACGGAUCGUGUCCUGCUUGUGGCAUUUACCUCCGCAAAGUGGUGACCGCACAGUGGGCUUCCGGCGUGCGCAAGCCUCAUGGUGGCUCCAACACCUCCAGCUACCCAUCAUUGAGCCUCCAGAUACCCGUUCUUUGACAGGAAGGACCUGGCAUGAGAUGGACGCUCCGGCUGUUGCCCAUCGAUCUGAGAUUCAGAUUUGA